UGAGAGGCUAGCGUUAGCGGCUAGCUAGUUGCGCAGUAGCAGCGUCGCCUCGGCAGCUAGUGCGCGUCGCCGAUGCCUUAGAACUCCGCUUUCUGCUCCCCCGCCGGACCCCGGGAUGCUGCCCGCGGCCUCCACAGGACCCUCCUAGACUCUGCAUGGCGACGGACUGGCAGCAGAGGGAGUGAGCAGCCAAUCAGCCAAAGGCCGGCGGUAGCAACAUGGUGUCCCGACAGAGGAACUCGGUGCGGAUCCUGUCGAGCCGGGAGCGAGGCUCCCAGAGCUUCGGCUCCCAGAGGCUCCUCCAGCUGCUGGUGGAGGAGAAAGUCCGCUGGAUGAAAUGGCAGAGUCAGAAAGUGGAGCUGCCGGACAGCCCUCGGUCUACGUUCCUGCUGGCAUUCAGCCCCGACAGAACCCUGAUGGCUUCCACUCAUGUCAACCAUAACAUUUACAUAACGGAGGUGAAGACUGGAAAGUGCCUACAUUCCCUGGUGGGCCACCGUAGAACCCCCUGGUGUGUGACCUUUCACCCCACCAUCCCCGGCCUGGUGGCCUCCGGGUGCCUUGAUGGAGAAGUCCGUAUCUGGGACCUUCAUGGCGGCAGUGAGAACUGGUUCACAGAGAGCAACGUGGCCAUAGCGUCGCUGGCCUUCCACCCGACCGCUCAGCUCCUCCUCAUCGCCACCAACAACGAGCUGCACUUCUGGGACUGGAGCCGGCCGGAGCCCUUCGCCGUGGUGAAGACGGGCAGCGACACGGAGAGAGUCCGGCUGGUGAGGUUUGACCCUCUUGGUCACAAUCUACUGACGGCCAUCGUGAAUCCGUCCAACCAGCAGAACGACGAGGACUCGGAGGUUCCCAUGGACAGCGUGGAGAUGCCUCACUUCCGUCAGCGCUCCUUCCUGCCGUCCCAGCCGGUCCGCCGCACGCCCAUCCUCCACAACUUCCUCCAUAUCCUGUCGUCUCGCUCCCCGGGCGCUCAGACGGGAGGCGAGCCGCCGCCUUCCACCUUCUCCUCGGCCCGUACGGAGCCCCGGCAGCCCUCGGAGCGGCCCUCCGCCUUUACCUCAGUCUACUACAGCGCCGGCACUUCUCUGAACCCCCCUGCACCGAGCGCCGUGGAGCCGCUCUCCACCUCCAGGCCAGGACCCGACUGGACACGCAACCUUCUUAGUAUGCGUGAAGGUGGGGUGGGUCCAGGUAUGCUGCCUCCCAGGACCUCCUCCUCCUCCAUCAGCCUGCUCUCAGUGCUCCGUCAGCAGGACGGCUCCUCUAACUCCGUCUACACCUCCGCCUCCGAGGGACGGGGUUUCCCCAACAAGGAGAGCCGGGGAGGGGACGGCUCUCGCAGCAACACGGCCUCCUUCCGCAACGUGCUGCAGUGCAACCUGAGCCGCUACUUCAUGGAGUUUGACCGCAUGCAGGACCUGGAGCCGCCACUGGGGGCGGCAUGGCCGAUGGAGCAGGAGCCGAGCCAAGAGCUGUUGAAUAAUAACAUGGACCCAGAUAGAGCUGGGCCUUCCUCCUCCUCCACCUCCACCCCUACUAUCAUCCACUACCAGCCUCCUCUCCCUCCUCCUCCCGCCCCCCACAACCUGGAGAACAAUGUUUCCCCGGCCUCCCGAGGUCAUCUGAACCGCUGCCGGGCCUGCCACAACCUGUUGACCUUCAACCAUGACUCUCAGCGCUGGGAGCGAACUAACCAGGCCUCCUCCACCUCUGCCUCUACUCUGGAGCCCUCCUCUUCUUCCUCAUCCACCUUUCCUUCAUCUUCUUCUUCCCCUUGGCAGCCGGAGGAGGGCAGGAGGCCACUAGAAGCCCAACCCCAGGAGACUAGGGCGCCUCCGGAGCCCAGCGAGCAGCCCCCUACCCCCGGAGGUGGAGUUGGAGGAGCAGGAGCUGUGCCCUUCCCGAUCGCCCCGACCCCCACCCAGACCGGAGAGCAGACCGUGGGCUUGGUGUACAACCAGGACACGGCGCAGUGGGAGAGGGUGUACCGGCAGGCCGCUGCCGGCAGAACAGCAGAGCCACCGGAGGCCUUAAGCCAAGAAAUGCCUGUUGACCCCCCCGACGAGGACUCCCUGAGGAGGCGACUGUUGGAAUCAUCUCUGUUAUCGCUGUCUCGCUACGACAUGUCGGGGUCAAGAGACCACCCCAUUUACCCUGAUCCUGCCAGGCUCUCUCCAGCUGCUUACUACGCCCAGAGGAUGAUCCAGUACCUGUCGAGGAGGGACAGUAUUCGCCAGCGUUCGCUUCGCUACCAGCAGAACCGCCUUCGGGCCAUGUCGUCUUCAUCGGACAGUCCUGCCAGUAACCCGUCCAGCACCAUGGACAACAGCGAUGUGGACUUUGAGGAGCUGGAUGAUAACGGAGACCGAGCAAGGCACCGGACUCCACGGAACGCCAGGAUGUCGGCUCCGUCUCUGGGUCGCUUCGUCCCGCGGCGUUUCCUCCUCCCUGAGUACCUGCCCUACGCCGGCAUCUUCCAUGAGAGAGGGCAGCCCGGCCUGGCAACACACUCCUCCGUCAACAGAGUGCUCGCUGGAGCGUCCAUCGGGGACGGUCAGUCUGCGGUGGCCAGCAACAUUGCCAACACCACCUAUCGUCUGCAGUGGUGGGACUUCACCAAGUUUGAUCUGCCGGAGAUCAGCAACGCUUCGGUCAACGUCCUGGUGCCAAACUGUAAAAUCUACAACGACGCGAGUUGUGACAUCUCAGCGGACGGCCAGCUGCUGGCGGUCUUCAUUCCCAGCAGCCAGCGGGGUUUCCCAGACGAGGGCAUCCUGGCCAUCUACUCUCUGGCUCCACACAAUCUGGGAGAGAUGCUCUACACCAAGAGAUUCGGUCCCAAUGCUAUCUCUGUUAGCUUGUCUCCGAUGGGCUGCUACGUGAUGGUGGGCCUGGCCUCUCGCAGGAUCCUGCUGCAUCCCACCACCGACCACAUGGUGGCGCAAGUCUUCCGCCUGCAGCAGCCCCACGGAGGAGAGACCUCCAUCAGGAUGGUGUUCAACGUGGUUUACCCGAUGGCUCCAGACCAGCGGCGUCACGUCAGCAUCAACUCUGCCCGCUGGCUGCCGGAUCCAGGGAUGGGUCUGGCCUACGGGACCAACAAGGGAGACCUGGUGAUCUGCAGGCCCGUGUUCUACCGUAGCGACGGUGAGAGCCCUGCAGAGUCAAGCAGCGAGCCUUUGUUCUCCGUCAACAACAGUGGAACCAGCCGGACCCGAGGUUCUGACCGACCCGGUCCCAAUCGCUCCGGCUGGAGGCUGGACAGAGACAUGGGUCUGAUGAACGCCAUCGGUCUUCAGCCCCGACACCCGACCCCGUCAGUGACAUCACAAGGAACCCAGACGCCCAUCAUCCAGCUGCAGAACGCCGAGACCCAAACAGAGAGGGACCUAUCGGAGCCCAGCGCCCCGCCACCUGCAGCCAAUGUUCCUCAUGAGACUCCGUCCACCAGCCGAGCAGCUCCCGGGCAGCCGGAGGCGUCUCAGAGCAGCAGAGCGGCGGACGGCGUUCCGGGUGAAGCAGCGUCGGCGGAGGCCAACACCUCGACAGCUAGCACUGGAGAGUCUCCAGAGUUCGGCUCGGGUGAAGACGCUCUGGCUCGGAUCCGCCGGCUGAUAGCGGAGGGCGGUAUGACGGCGGUGGUGCAGCGGGAGCAGAGCACCACCAUGGCGUCCAUGGGCGGCUUCGGCAACAACAUCAUCGUCAGCCACCGCAUCCACCGCGGCUCCCAGACCGGCGCGGGGGCCUCCAGGCCGCCGGUGGAUCCCUGCAUGACGGGCCCCUCCACCUCAGGGCCGCUGCUCCUCACCCAGACCUACGCCCCCCAGCCCUCCGGCCUCUCUCUGGUGGACUUGGACGACGACUCCCUGCCGGGCCCCUCCUCCUCCUCCAUGCUGCUGUCUUCCCCCUCCUCCUCCUCCUCCUCCUCCCACAGCCCCCUCCCCGGCGGUGGGGGGGGCUCCUCCAACAGUUACCCCGGCGACCCGUACAGCAGGUAGUCCUCCUGUUGGUCCAGAGGAGCCGAGCUGCUCCUCAAAGCCUUAUCUCUCAGACAUGGGUGCUGCUUUGACUCUGCACAGGGUCUCCCGCCUGGAACAGAAGGGACUCAAGAAACCCCCCCCCAUCCCAUCAGUGGCGUCGGCGUGCGCUUCCUCUGACCUUCUACAAACUGGAGCUGAACCGCCAUCAUUCCUCGCCACAAAGGGCUUCUACUUGAACGGAGUCAGCGGAGCUCCUCUCUGAAGUAUCAGCAUGAUGGAGGAGCAGGUUCAUCAAAGUGCCAUGUCUGUGGGGGGGGGCUUCACACACACACACACACACACACACACACACACAUUUACUCCAACGUUCUGCAUUCGGUGCCAUGUGUCGUUGACUUUGAUGUGAAUAGUGAUUGAAGUGUUUCAACAGUGAGUUCAGCACUACUUUAUUUUGUACCGCGUGAUAUUAUGAUGUUAAAGAAGAAGAGAUGGAGGCUGGACUCCAUCAGGACUCCAUCAGGACUCUAUAUGGACUCUGAAUCCUUAAUCAUGACUGCAUCCUGACUAAAUCCUGACCCGUGAUCCUGACCCCUGACUCUAAGUCCUGGGGGGCUGUGAGACGAGCGUCUGCUGACUGAACUGAAUCGACUGCAUGUCUUAGUAAAACGCUGCAGUUCAUGAAACGAACACGCCGAACAUGUUCCUCUUCUGAAGGCUGAAGAGGAGACGAACACUUCCUGUUUGAGGAGAGACUCUUGAUGCUGCUCCAACCCCCCCACCCACAGACAACAACAAACACCAACCCUGUUGCACUAAAGUGUGUGUUUGUUGGAGAGGCCGACAGGAAGUUAAUCUCCUGAGUGAGCAGCUAAAUAUCUACGACGGGACCAUCGUAGGAAAACAUAUUAAUUAUUAAGGAGAAAGGACUCUACACCUACUGGAUAAAAGAUGUACAGUUACCAGAAAAAACUCAAAUGUUGUUGCAGGUUUAAGUCACAGGCUUAGAGACAGAGUGUGUGUUGGGGGGGG
Messenger RNA from Anoplopoma fimbria (sablefish), 5015 nucleotides. It is a transcript of the gene ambra1b, whose product is annotated as autophagy/beclin-1 regulator 1b. Lineage: Eukaryota; Metazoa; Chordata; Actinopteri; Perciformes; Anoplopomatidae. The record is from RefSeq and is a predicted model, not a curated record. Gene Ontology annotation, biological process: autophagy. Gene Ontology annotation, molecular function: protein binding. Gene Ontology annotation, cellular component: intracellular membrane-bounded organelle.